UCCGUCGCCUAUAGGUAGAUGUACAUGUCAAUCACGCUCUGGGCGUUCCCGCAGCUCAACCAAACUUGACUCAACCAGCCCGCCUCCCGGACGCGCCCAUCUCCUCCACCUUGAACAGCCAUUGCUAAAUACAUGUCCCGCCUUUUCACCUGCGCGUCUAACAAGUUUGUCCGCAAUGAACAUUCCGUUAAAAUCCUGUCGUGUGGGACAAUGAGAAGGAAAUCUGCGUUUGAGGCCAGGAGAGCAGCGCGAUUUAAAUCGGCGGAGCGGUGCGACGCGACGCUUCAGAGGGCCGCUGUUUGCAAACAGUGUUCGGGGUGCCUUGAAACAGCCGCCCGAAGAGCCGGCGUGUGGUGGUGGGGAGGGGGAGCCUUGAAACGGCCGACAGGAGAGACCUGGCUGGGAGGGACUUGAAACAGUUGCCUGAGGAGAGGAGGGAGGGGGCCCUCGAAACAGCCGGCUGAAGGCGCCAGGCUUUUUUGUACCGGCGGAUUUUUAUUCACCUUUAAAGAAACCUUAAAGAGCGCCCGGCGGUCCCGCCUCCUCCUGAGAGGCCCCGGAUCAAUGGCGGCGCCGGCUGUGGCGGCCGAGGCCGGGUCCGGGUCCGGCGCCGGGGAGCUGCCCAGCAUCUUCGCCCCCGAGCAGGACGGCGAGCUGGACGAGGAUGUCAAUGGUGAGCUGGAGCCCGACUUGGCGUCCAAGUUUGUGUUGGUGAGCCCAAGUGCGGAGCAGUAUGACUGCUUGCUGAAGCAGCUGAGAGAGCGAGUGGAUGAGGGGUGUGGGGAAACCAUCUAUGUGAUCGGCCAAGGCUCUGAUGGCAAGAAAUAUGGACUGAAUGAUGAUGACAUAGAAGCAUCUGUGGCGACCGUCAAGAGUCUGUCUGAGCAGAUCUACUCUGAUCUAAUUCUUCUCCGUGAACGUCAGGAGGCGGGUGGGAAAGUGGCUGACUACUUGGUGCGCAAACGAGUUGGGGAGAAUGACUUUUUGGAGGUCAGGGUGGCAGUAGUUGGGAAUGUAGAUGCCGGUAAGAGCACAUUGUUGGGUGUCUUAACGCAUGGCGAACUCGACAACGGACGAGGAUUUGCACGGCAGAAACUUUUCCGGCACAAGCAUGAGGUUGAAUCUGGGCGGACAAGCAGUGUCGGCAACGACAUUCUGGGCUUUGACAGCACUGGCGAUGUGGUGAACAAGCCAGACAGCCAUGGUGGAGGGCUGGAUUGGACAAAAAUCUGUGAGAAAUCCACCAAAGUCAUCACCUUCAUUGAUCUAGCAGGACACGAAAAAUACCUGAAGACGACUGUGUUUGGAAUGACAGGGCACUUACCAGACUUUUGCAUGCUGAUGGUUGGCAGCAAUGCUGGAAUUGUGGGAAUGACAAAAGAGCAUCUGGGACUGGCACUGGCACUCAAUGUUCCUGUCUUUGUCGUGGUGACUAAGAUCGACAUGUGUCCAUCCAAUAUCUUGCAGGAAACGCUAAAGUUGCUGCAGAGGCUGCUGAAGUCCCCAGGGUGCAGGAAGAUCCCAGUCCUGGUUCAAAAUAAGGACGAUGUGAUUGUAACGGCAUCAAACUUCAGCUCUGAGAGAAUGUGCCCGAUUUUCCAGAUCUCCAAUGUGACUGGAGAGAACCUGGACCUCUUGAAGAUGUUCUUGAAUCUGUUAUCGCCACGGACAAGCUUCAAAGAGGAUGAACCAGCAGAGUUUCAAAUAGAUGACACCUACUCUGUUCCGGGUGUUGGAACAGUGGUAUCUGGAACAACACUACGAGGUCUGAUUCGGUUGAAUGACAUUUUGCUGCUAGGACCUGACCCCCUGGGAAACUUCAUACCCAUCGCAGUGAAGUCCAUCCACAGGAAACGAAUGCCGGUCCGUGAAGUGCGAGGUGGCCAAACUGCUUCCUUUGCUCUGAAGAAGAUUAAGCGAUCGUCCAUCCGAAAGGGCAUGGUGAUGGUAUCUCCGAAACUGAAUCCUCAGGCUUCCUGGGAGUUCGAGGGAGAAAUCCUGGUGCUACACCAUCCGACAACCAUCAGUCCCCGCUACCAGGCCAUGGUGCACUGUGGCAGCAUCCGGCAGACGGCCACCAUUCUAUCCAUGAGCAAAGACUGUCUGCGCACAGGGGACAAAGCCACUGUUCACUUCCGCUUCAUUAAAACUCCCGAGUAUCUGCACGCCGAUCAACGCCUCGUUUUCCGAGAGGGCCGGACCAAAGCUGUGGGGACUAUAACUAAGCUAAUCCAGACAACGAACACGUCGCCCUCCAACACCAAACCGCUCCAGCUGAAGAUGCAGUCGACAAAGAAAGGCACCACAGUGAAGAAGGAGGAGGUGCCGGCAGCAGCAGGCUUGACCCUUGAGGAGGGUCUGUCCUCGGGACAGGCAGCAGCCCUGCACACACUGAACCAACCUCAGAUGCCUUCAGAGGAGGAUAAACAUAACUGGGAUGUUAAUAAGGAAAACAAGCCCAAGACCAGUGGAGGCAGAAGGCGAGGAGGACAAAGGCACAAGGUGAAAUCCCAGGGAGCUGCUGUGACUCCAGCCAGUGGUUGCUAGAUAGGUCAGAAAGUGACUGUGCAAGGCAAGGAGAUGUGUCUCCUUCCGUCUUGGUCACUGCUUCCCUAACCCCUCCCCCAUUCUCCUUCCCUCCUUUCCUUUCCUCCCCUGCCUCUGGGCAGGGCAAAACCAAGCCUCAACCUUCUCAGAAUUAUUAUUAUGGAAGUCUAGAACCAAUUAAGUGACAUGGGAAUUGUUACCUUUUUUUAAAAAAAGAAAAAAUUUUUUUGGAAUGGAUUUUAAAUUUUUUUUAAACCAUUUGCCUAUGGCUGAUGUCAGUGUCAACUUAAUGUCUCUUGAAUUUUGUGCAUGUGUUGCUUUUUUGAUAUAAAGAUGUUUAAGUAAUCAAACACUUGCUCUAGUGAGUUUGAAGAAUGCAAGGGAAAUGCAUCCUGGUUGUUUUAUUCCAGUAUUAAUUUUAAUUUGUACUGACCACCUUUUAUUUUAAUCAGACUCUCACAGUUCAUUUAAUCUCUGCUGUGACUGAAUUAUUUAUUAAAGAUAUUGGGUCAGUUUUAUUCUAUUACUUUACAAGGAGGUUGUAGUGACCUUUACAGAUCUCUGUAAUUAGUCCCAUAUUGUGGUCAUAAAAACCUGUUACUUAGAGAGAGGAUGAAACUAUAUUGUUUAUAUAGACUUGAUCGUCAGAUCUCUGCCAAAUGCCAAAAUUGUCAUUUGGGAUGUUGUAGCCAUCAUUAUGGCUGCAACAGGAUUAAAAUGUAUCUAGGUCUCCCUAAAAAUAAAUAUGAUUUGUGGGGUGGGGGGGGAAGUAAACUAUUUUGGAGAGGACUUGUUACAAGCUACCCCCUGAUGAGUAGCUGUCUAUUGAUCUUGAUCAGAAACACAAGCUGCUUUGUGGGAUCUGGGCUGGUUUGGGGGAAUUUGAUCAGCUUUUGUCCUGUUCCUUUGGUGGGGUUGGUGGGCUGAGGUUUCAAUUCAAUAAGGCCCAGUCUUUGAGAUGAAUGAUUCUCUUUCAUCUCUGGCAUAUACAAGACCUGAUUCAUCUCCAAAUUGUAAUGAACCAAAGAAAGAUGGUGCUGAUUAAGCUGGGAAUGUUUGUUAUCCCUACCAAAAUCUUGCAAACCAUCUUCACCAGACACCCUGCCUGCCUCCCACUUGAGCUGAAUGUAGCAAAAUCUGUGUAGUUGGUGAAGCCCUUUUGAAACCUCUGUAUGAUUGGUACUCAAUCCAAAAGGGUGAGGGAGUAAAAUGUCGGGAGCUGUUCAUAUUAUAUACCCAAUACUGUGACAGGUGCUUAUGCCUGGAAUGCUGACAGAAUCUAAGUGCUUUAUUUUACCAACACUUUUUUUUCCUGUGUCUUUAAAUAUUUACUAAUAACCAGUAGCUUGUGCACAGGCUGUUAAGUGCACUCAGUCUUGAACAGGGUCUAAAAGCUCCAAUCCUGUUUUUGUGCUUUCUCAUACUGUUAGAAUAUUCCACCAGCACUAGGGGUCAGUCAUGCACACAGCAAACAAGCAGCAAAGGUAUACAAAUUGUUUUGGGAAUGUUUUCUGCAGCUGUAGUUCCUGGUGCUGAUGUUGGAUUAAUUCAGUAAGGGCCAAAUUCAAUAUACAAGGUCCUAGUGCAGCUUAUUUAUUGUAUUACAAUCCAAUGGUCAUAGAGGCUUUAGAGUCAAUUGGAACUGCCAGGCUGCCAUAUCUCUAUCAUUUCGGAGAAAAUGGCCCCCCUCGACCUCUUCCAGUAACGUUCAAACUUAGAGGCAUGUUGAGAAUGAUCACCACCAGAGGGCUUCAGCCCUUCCCUUUCUGUUCAAGGACAGGGCAUUAUGCUGUAUUCAUAAAUAAAAUUGUUCCAUCUCAUCGAGCUGUUGGCUCAGUUUGGUCCAAUGAGAAAUUUCUUUGAGGUGUUUGAACUUGACAUCCACACUUUGUGCAGUGUUGUCCAAUGCAGUAGCCAAUUGAGAAUCUAGGUUAUCGGAAUGACUAAAGCAUUCAUUGAUCCUGAUGCUCUGUACUGUAAUUGUCAACCUCUUGUGAUAAAAGGAAAAAAGUACUUUAAGCAAAGCUAUAAAGCAGCCACAAUGAUCAAUGAGUGGUAGGAGAUAUUCACAGGUGAAGUACGUGUUUGAAUAUUGGGUAUUUUAAUGUUUGCAUUUGGUUAAGUUGGGAUUUUCUAUUGGACAACACUGCUUUUGAACAUGUUGUUUUAGCUUCAUUGUUCAGAAAUGAGAAUUGCUUGGGUUGAAAAUCUAAUAGGACAUUGUAUUAGAUCUGCAAUCAGUUUGUUCAUUAAUAACAUGAUCUGAACAUAACCAGGGACAGCCAAAGCAGGUUGAUUUCUUCUGUAGUUUCUGUAACAGCCAUUGUACUAAAAUCUUCACUUCUAUAGUGCCUUUCACUGCCUUGAUCCUAAAGCAGCUUUUAGUGAAAUAAGAAAUCAAUGCAGCAAACUCUCAAACAGCUAUGAAGGAUAAAUAUUGGACAUUCAGGAGUUUAAUACUUCCUGAAACAAUGACACUGAAAGAGGAUCCAUCUGGCAGGUUUGAUGCAACAAAAUGAUCAGCUGCUGAUGGACCAAUACCUUAUGCACCUUUUUGCUGUCAUUAUUAUUGCUAGCAUCUUUCUAUGAAAUUUAAGUUAGCAGAGUGAGUGUGGACUCUUUCCAGAACCCAGUGAUUGUUGGGUCUGUAGAGAAAGAGACUUCCAUGGUUUGCUCAAAGCAUAAGAACGCACCUCUUGAAUUUCAUAAUGAUUUAAUACUUCCCUUCACUGAAAAUCAGCACUUGUUCACAUCAUCAUAGUUCAGACCAUGAUUUCCAGAGGGUUAGUGCAAUAAUCUGACCAAUACUGUGUAUUCAACAGUGUAUCUGAAUAGACUUCCAUCAAAAGCCUGCAUGCAUGCUAAAUUGC
This is a messenger RNA of Pristis pectinata (smalltooth sawfish), 5417 nucleotides long. Its product is annotated as GTP-binding protein 1-like. Gene Ontology annotation, molecular function: GTP binding; translation elongation factor activity; GTPase activity. NCBI's taxonomy places the organism in Eukaryota, Metazoa, Chordata, Chondrichthyes, Rhinopristiformes, Pristidae. The coding region runs from base 565 to 2547 and encodes 660 amino acids. Gene Ontology annotation, biological process: translational elongation. The record is from RefSeq and is a predicted model, not a curated record. The transcript is spliced from 13 exons.